Molecule: messenger RNA, 1218 nt
Organism: Linnemannia hyalina
Lineage: Eukaryota; Fungi; Mortierellomycota; Mortierellomycetes; Mortierellales; Mortierellaceae
Source: the annotation of a GenBank genome assembly
AUGUCAGCGACGAAAAUGGACGCAGGGUGCUUUAAGGCCGCAUUGCUGAUUGUCAACGUAACCCUUCGCGACAGGAUCAACCACACCGCACAGAUAUCUCUCGCCAACGACAUCCACGAAUACCUCUCUGAAUCCGAACAGGGGCUCCACCAUGUCUUUAUUAACGUCGACUACCUCCUCCCCCAACCCGAGAUCUUACCAGGAAGAAGGUAUGAACCGUUGGACAACUACCUGAAGAAGCACCUAAUUCCAGAUCUGGAGAUGAGGAUCCGAUGCUGGGACCAAGCCGAGCUGCGUUUCUUGCCCCUCCCAGUUCCAGAUCACACCAACGACGGUGAUACGGCCACGACAACAGCAACAGUCGACACCACACCAGCUACCUCAGAGCUGACACCAUGCACCGCGACAACAGCGACGGAUGAUGAUACAGGACUAGGACUGUCGAUGGUCACAUUAUCGGGAUGGUUGCUGGGCUACCCUGUCAACUAUGUCCUUCCGACGACCGCAAGUAUGAAGGCUCGCAAACGUGCAGCCAGGGCUCUCAAGUUGCAGGAACGUGCCUUGUUACGGCAACAGAGACUUGCUGCCAAACUCCUCCGCCACCACGAACAACAGCAACAAUACCCCCAGCAGCAGCAGGAGCAGGGUAUGGGCGAGGAUCAAGUGUUACUAACAGCAACAGUCAGGCACGACAGCACGGAUUGCGGUACCUGUGUCGACGACGGGAACAUGAGCGACGAUGAGGGCGGUCAGCGAGGACAAUCGCCCAUCGAGGAAGAGUAUGAGGACGAAGAAGAAGAGGAUAGCAGCCACAAUAGCCUCGCAAACAGACUGUUGGUUCUGACACAGGUCAAUCUGACAGCAAACGAGGACAUCCACGGAUUAAACGACUGUUGUCUCUUCUCCUUCAGCUACCCGUCGGUCAUCCUGGACCGACGCUCGCUCGCAACCAUGGGGACCAAGAUUCCUUCGCCAGGUGGUCAGCUACCCACUGCACCAGCGUCUCCUCUCAGGCUCACCGCCAACACCGCCGACAGUCCAGCAGCAGACACCCCUUCGAUACCGCACCCGACAGCGGCGGCAGCGACGACCCUUCCUCUUCGCCCUACAAUCACCGCCCUCAAAGUAAUACCGCCUAUGCACGAGAUCGAAAUCGCAGCCGAAGUCAUAGUCGAAGCCGAAGCCGAAGCCAAAGUCGACAUCGAAACUCUUCUCUAG